AGAAAAAAAAUCGUUCUGUCUCGUACAACCAUCGCUGUAAAAUGUAUUACUUUUAAACAUAGUAAGUUUAAUUGGAAAAAAAGUGAUAGGUGAAAGUGACGAAAAUGGUAAGAGUAGACGAAACCGUGCUAAAAUACGGCUGUAGGUAUGAGCAUGUCAUGUCCUUUGAGCCCAGGGUGGAUGAAAAAUUUCAGUAACAUUUUUUUUACACGACAACAAUUGUUUCCCCUGAGUAAGCGUUCGCCAUAAAGCAAGUUUUAAUGUUCUUAAAGUCGCUUUCCACAUUCUUUAGCAGGCUGCACUUUUCAGCUACUCUUCCCCAGAAGCUAUCGGGAACAUUACAAGGACAAAGAGCAAAGUUUCACAGUCACCCGCUUACAGUUAGUCGACCCAACAUGAAGAUUAAGCUACUACCUGCACUCCAGGAUAAUUAUAUGUACCUACUUAUUGAUGAGGCUACCAAACUUUGUGCUGCAGUUGAUCCUGUUGAUCCCAAACUGAUUAUGUCUGCUGUGCAAGAUGAAGGAGUGUCACUUACCACUGUAUUAACCACACAUCAUCAUUGGGACCAUGCUGGUGGUAAUGAGGGGCUUGUAAAAUUAGCUCCUGGCAUUGAUGUUUUUGGUGGUGAUGAUCGAAUUCCUGCAUUGACAAAUCAUGUUUCCCAUGGUGAUGAAUUAAAGCUUGGAAGUUUAAAUAUUAAAUGUCUUCACACGCCUUGUCAUACCACUGGCCAUAUCUGUUAUUUUGUAACUAGCAAUGAUGAACACCAACCUGCUGUGUUUACUGGGGAUACUUUGUUUAUUGGAGGUUGUGGCAGAUUUUUUGAAGGAACAGCAAAUCAAAUGUAUGAUGCUUUGGUGAACAUUCUUGCAGCUCUACCAAAAAAUACGAAUGUUUUCUGUGGACAUGAAUAUACUGUAAAUAACCUCAAGUUUGCAGCUCAUGUUGAGCCCCAAAACGAAGCUGUUCAGGAAAAGAUCUUGUGGGCAAAGGAGCAAAGGUCUCAGAGCAAGCCAACCAUUCCAUCAACAAUUGGAGACGAGCUUCUAUUUAACCCGUUCAUGCGAGUCAGAGAAGCAUCUCUACAGAAGUAUGCGAAUCUUACUGAUCCUAUUGAAGUAAUGAAGUUUAUCCGUAUAAAGAAGAAUGACUUCAAAGGAUAAUAUCAUUUAUUUGAAUUUAUAUGUGACAUAUAACAAGCUGUUGAUUUAAAUUUUGUUAUAAUCUGUGUUUCAAUAAAGAUUUUAAAAAAGUUA
Octopus sinensis (East Asian common octopus) is the source of this 1259-nucleotide messenger RNA. RefSeq names its product hydroxyacylglutathione hydrolase, mitochondrial. The coding region runs from base 261 to 1166 and encodes 301 amino acids. The transcript has 9 exons. NCBI's taxonomy places the organism in Eukaryota, Metazoa, Mollusca, Cephalopoda, Octopoda, Octopodidae. Gene Ontology annotation, molecular function: hydroxyacylglutathione hydrolase activity. The record is from RefSeq and is a predicted model, not a curated record.